CGGCGGUUGAUUGACUCCUUUGGCUUACCGCCUCCGCGAUUAUAUAUAUUUUCGCGCCUGACUAGUUAUUUUAUGUUUAAUUAUAAAUAACAUUCCAUUAUGGGAGCGUAUUUAUCUGAACCUGUUACAGAAAAAGUGUCAAGCGAUGAAGCAAAUGAAAAAUUGGAGUGCGGCGCAAGCUCCAUGCAAGGAUGGCGUGUCAAUCAAGAGGAUGCACAUAAUACUAUUCUAGAGUUUGAUGUGAAUACUUCUCUUUUUGCUGUUUAUGAUGGACAUGGCGGUGCUGAAGUCGCCACUUAUUGUUCUCAAAAAUUACCGGAAUUCAUUAAAAAUACAGACGCUUACAAGAGUGGGGAAUUUAUAAAAGCUUUGGAGGAUGCCUUCCUUGGUUUUGAUGCUAAUAUUGCAACAAAAGAGGUCAUGGAUAUUUUAAAAGAUUUAGCAGGUGAAAUAAAUCCACCGGGUCCGAGCGACAAUGAAGAGUCCGAUGAUGAAAAUGUCAAUAAUCUAUAUCAGGAGGCACAUCUUCCCUUACAGGAAGUACUGGCAAAAUAUGAGAACAAACUGAGUACUCUUCAUAGAACUAGACUUGGUGACACGACAACACCUCUUUCGCCAUGUUUAAGGGCCAAGAAGAACACUGAUGAACCGGGAGGAUCUGGGAGUGGGGCUUCAACUUCUAGUACAGGAUUUACAUUCGCAGCAGGCUCAAGCUCAGAGCAGCCCGGUGCUGCUGCUUCGUCCAGUAAAAAUGGGGAGUCAUCAGAGAAAGAAGAAGACAAUCCAGAAGAGGACACUGGUGGAGUAUCUUCAACAAACUCAAAUGAGGAAGACAAAGAUUUGAAUGGAGAGGUAUCUACCAGUGAACCAGAUAAAAAAACUGAUGAAUCUGCAAUGGAUGUUGAUAAGCCAACCACAAUAGCACCAGACAGUUCUGAAGAUAAUUGUCACCAACCAGAACAGAGUGAAGAUGCCAAGAAUACAACACCCAAAGAAAAUGGUUCUGAUGCAUGCAAUGGAGAAGUGACAGAUUCAAAACAGGUUGAAGGUGAAGAAAAUGAUAUUACUUCAUCAAAUGGAUCUGCUACGCCAGUCAAAUCUGGAAAAGCCAAAGACAAAACAUCACCAGUUUCAAGUUCAGAUAAAGCAACACCUGAACGGCCCAAAAAGGCCAAACUUCGACGUGCCGCAGCAGCUGUAUACGAGUCACUGCUGCGACAGGCUGAAGAUGAUGACGAAAGUGAUUCUAAUGACGAGACAUUCGAGGGUGGCGAGAUUAAUUCUUCUGACGAAGAAAAUUGCAAUGGUGUGGAGGAAUCCUCAAAUGAUGGUGAAGGAGAAGAAGAAGAAGAUGAAGAAGAGUAUGAAGCAGAGUCUAGUGACGAGGAUGGCGAAGAGGACCUUAGUAUGACAGAGGAACCAGGAAAUGACAGUGGCUGCACUGCUGUUGUUGCCUUACUCAAAGGAACGGAACUAUAUGUAGCUAAUGCUGGAGACUCUCGCUGCAUUGUAUGCAGGGAAGGCAAGGCCAUAGAUAUGUCAAUAGAUCACAAGCCAGAAGAUACCCCUGAGCUUGAACGUAUUAUAAAUGCAGGUGGUAAGGUGUCUAAUGAUGGCCGCAUCAAUGGCGGUCUCAACUUAUCUCGUGCCAUUGGUGACCAUUCAUACAAGCAGAAUAAAGAUUUAGGUGCUAAGGAGCAAAUGAUCACAGCACUCCCUGAUGUAAAGACAUUAACCAUUGAUCCCGAAAAGGAUCAGUUUAUGGUUUUGGCUUGUGAUGGGAUUUGGAAUUUUAUGUCUAGUCAAGAUGUUUGCGACUUUAUCGUACCAAGACUGGAGGAAGGUAGAGAGAGAUUAUCACAGAUCUGUGAAGAGAUGUUCGAUCACUGUUUAGCACCGAGCACAAUGGGCGAUGGAACGGGCUGUGAUAAUAUGACGGCUAUUAUUGUAAGAUUUAAGGAUGGUAUUAUAGCUGAUGUUGCAAAACACACAAGUAAUACUGAAGGGUCUAAAAAACGAGUCGCUGAAGAUGAGCCCAAUCAAGAUGAACAACAGGAGUCUAAAAGGCAAAAGGUUGACGAUCCCCUUUCAAGUUCAGUGGUGACAUCAAGUGUGUAGAGGGUAAGGAUUAACAUAUAGGUCUAAGGAUUAACAGUGUUCAAGCCACGUAUAGUAUUGCGUAACAUUUGUCGGGACUGUAACACUAAACAGAAUGCCUCUUUUAUUUGGGAUUUUGUUAAUUUUAUAUAAUUUAUGUACCAAAUUUUUCAAGAUGUCAUCUUACUAUUUGUCUUUUAUGGGUGAUUACGCAUUCAAAAAUCUCUUCUGCCAGUGAGCAACACUUUAGAUUUAAUUUGUAAGGUAAAAUGAUUGUUUUGCAGCAGGUUAACAGUGGUAGCAUAGUAUGCAAAGGAAGAUCUAUAAAUUAACUUUCAAUUAAUUAGUCAUGUAGUUGUAUCGACAAGUGAUAGUAAUUAUGCAUGCACAUAGCUUUGAGUACUUAGUGAUAUAUUAUUAAAUGUGACCUCAAUAAAUGAUUAUUAUUUCUGAAACUGACAUUAUUUAUUUUCUUCCUAUGUUAUGCAACAUAAGAAGAAAAUAAAUGAUCACAAUGCAUUAUUCAGUUUUUAAUGAAAACAUUCUAAAGUAAAUUAUUUUUUAACGUGUCACAUCGUGAAUAAUAACAAAAAGCAGGCAGGCAUUUAUUUAUUUUAGUAUUAAUUAUGGCCAACUGGUCCUCUUAAUUGAAAUCCAUAAUUGGCUACUUGACAAUUUUCUGAAAUAUAUUUUAUAAUUUUUGUAGACUUAUUUAAAACCCCCUACAAUUAUCUAAUUUUCAAAAAAAGCUUUAUUUGAUAGAGAAAACAUGAAUUUUAUUUCUCUUUGUUUGAAAUCCGCGCUAAACCACUAUGUCAUGUGACAUUUUCGAGCUAUGACGUCAUAUUUCAAUAAACGAAACAAGGCUAAUACGGCGCUCUAACUGUUUUGAAUGAUAAGUGUACAGAUUUUAUUGGAAUUGUGAAAGUGACAAGCUACAAAAUGUAUGCAGUGCUUAUGUGUCGAAGUACGACAAUUAAAUGUCCCAACAAAUUGUUUAUACAUGUUCCUAAAUGCCCAAAACGUCGAAAGCAAUGGUUACAAUUGGCACAUGGAGACCCACAGUUUACGUCUGAUAUAUCUGCGAUAUUCUUAUUCUUAUGAGGAUCACUUUGAUGUAAGUAUUUAGAAGAAAUCAAUAUGUUUGAUUUUCCAAAAAUAAAUUAAACCUAACUGCUUAAACUAUAGAAUAAACGAACCUAAUUUCUACCUAAUGACACUUUCUUUAUAACUACCUAAUGAUAUGGAAAAUUACAUCCAAUACAGUAUAAUAUGUUCUAUUGGUAAAUUAAACAUUAAAUAAUAAACUCGGCGGCAGAACAAAAAUCAGAAUUACAGGCAAAGAGAUUUG
Messenger RNA from Achroia grisella, 3448 nucleotides. RefSeq lists its product as uncharacterized. NCBI's taxonomy places the organism in Eukaryota, Metazoa, Arthropoda, Insecta, Lepidoptera, Pyralidae. The record is from RefSeq and is a predicted model, not a curated record. Gene Ontology annotation, molecular function: cation binding; protein serine/threonine phosphatase activity. The coding region runs from base 100 to 2118 and encodes 672 amino acids. The transcript has 10 exons. Gene Ontology annotation, biological process: protein dephosphorylation.